ACCAAUUAAUCAAAAGCUUAAUGAAGUUGCAAAAUUAGAACAUCUUGUUCCUGCAACUCCUUCUCUUCCUUCUAGACCUAUUACCAUUUCUAUCAAACAGACAGUGGAGACAACGAAUCAAGGAAACCAACAAGAAUGGCAUGAAAUUUUGAGCGAAUUCUUUUUGAAAAUCCAAAUGAUUGAAACAAAUAGGGUUUUCCAGACGGAAUUGAAUGUUCUUUCUUCUGAGUAUGAAAAGCAAAUAACAAAGUAUUUGGAUCGGUUAUUGCAAGAGUUGACAUUAUGGAGGUCGAAACUUGAGGUCAAUGAAUCAAUAUCAUCUAUUAAAAGAAAAAAUGAUCAAGUAGAUGGAUCACCAAUUGAGGAGAAUGAGAAUCCGGCAAAAAAAAUUCAAAAGUUAAUGGAUCCACAAAUUGUUCAAAUCAAGGCAACUAAUUCAGAGAUCGAGCAAAAAAUUGAUUCAUUCAUUGAUCACAAAAAAUCCGAGAUUAAUGAUAGUAAUAGGACAGAAUUUUUGCGAAAAUCGAGUAACCCUGAAGAUAUUAUAUCAUGCGCUCGUUCUGAUGCGGCAGAAAUUAACCGCAACAUUCAAAUGAAACUUGAUGUUGUAAAUAACGAGGAUGGACCAUUAGCACGCUCAACUUUUUCAUCAGCACAUCAACGGAACGAAACAAAUAAGAUAUCACCAGCUUAUUUAUCAUCUGGUGUUGAAGAAAGAAUACAGAAUAUCGAAAAACAUUUAAAUGUACAAAUUGUUACACCGGUUCCUCUGGAAGUUUAUACAAGAAUAAAACUUUUGGAAGAUAGAAUUAUGCAACUCGAAAGGGAAUACCCGCCUUGGGCAGCCUUAAAUUUUAAUCAGCCCAAUCGACAGCUACCACCACCGUCCGCGACGAUUAUUUCAAGAAAUGUAAAUAAUGAAAUAAUUAGCAAUGUGGCAUCAACAACACUAGGGAAAAAGAUAGCACCGAAACUUGUAUCCAUGCAUCCACCUACUGCUAAUCCAGCGGUUGACGUGAGGACAAAUUUACCAAACAAUUUAACACAACAAGCAUUUAAAUUAUCACGUACACCACGUCCGAUUAAACCAAAAGGAAGGGGACGUGGGCAAACAUCGCUAACACGAACAAUAAUGGAACAAUUGAGGCCGAUACAGUGUGCUGAUAUUGAACAAAAGGAUAAUGGUUUGGUGUUGAAUGGGCCUACAGAGAAAUCUUUGUUGAAUGAGCCUACAGAGAAAUCUUUGUUGAAUGAGCCUACAGAGAAAUCUUUGUUGAAUGAGCCUACAGAGAAAUGUUUGUUGAAUGAGCCUCCAGAGAAAUCUUUGUUGAAUGAGCCAACUGAGAAAUCUUUGUUGAAUGAGCCAACAGAGAAAUCUUUGUUGAUUGAGCCUACAGAGGAAUCUUUGUUGAAUGAGCCAACAGAAAAGUCUUUGUUGAAUGAGCCUACAGAGAAGUCUUUAUUGAAUGAGCCUACAGAGAAGUCUUGUUGA
Messenger RNA from Cetraspora pellucida, 1492 nucleotides. The record is from the annotation of a GenBank genome assembly. NCBI's taxonomy places the organism in Eukaryota, Fungi, Glomeromycota, Glomeromycetes, Diversisporales, Gigasporaceae.